Messenger RNA from Stylophora pistillata, 693 nucleotides. RefSeq names its product translation initiation factor IF-2-like. The record is from RefSeq and is a predicted model, not a curated record. NCBI's taxonomy places the organism in Eukaryota, Metazoa, Cnidaria, Anthozoa, Scleractinia, Pocilloporidae.
AUGCGAAGCCCUAGCCCCAUACAAAUUUCUAAUUGGACUUUAGACGAUUUACUGCAUACGCCGUCUGGUGGAAGCAAUGCAUCAUGGGAAGACGCCUUUCGCGGGUCGUCUGCACUUUCAAACUUAGGUGUAGGUGUGGGUAGCGCACCGGUACCACCACCUAGAACGAGUAGUAGACUCUCAGUCGUGGGAGGUCCUGAUGGAACGCCUGGCACGGUGACACCUGUGGCUAGUCCUGCGGUGGCGACACGAGCGAGACGAAGAGGUAAAAGUCCCGCAGGACCUUCAGGACGAAUGAGACCCCCGAGUGCGGCAGGGGCGGCAGGGCCAAGUCGAAGACGGAGUCGGAGUAGAAGCGUGAGUCAGAGUAGUAGGAGGAGUAGCGGAGGAAGUGGGAGAAGAGGCAGAGGAGGCGGCGGCGGAGGAGGCGGAGGAGGAGGCGGAGGUGGAGGCGGAGGAGGAGGAGGAAGUGGAGAUGAUACAGACGAUACGGAUAGAACGCCUGGAGGGAGUAGAAGACGAAGACAGAUUCAAAAUUUACAGCAGAGAUUGGGUGUAUUAUUAAACGAUACGCGUCAAGCGGCGCAGGGUAGACAAAUCGCAGGCAUUACGACGACGAAUACGAUCACGACCACUUAUAAAGACGGCCGUAGACCUCAAGUGUCUCGCAAUUCAUCGUAUUCUUCGACGUAA